Molecule: messenger RNA, 1517 nt
Organism: Amphiprion ocellaris (clown anemonefish)
Lineage: Eukaryota; Metazoa; Chordata; Actinopteri; Pomacentridae
Gene: bcl2l1
Product: BCL2 like 1
Exons: 3
Coding region: 356-1045 (229 amino acids)
Biological process (GO): intrinsic apoptotic signaling pathway in response to DNA damage; extrinsic apoptotic signaling pathway in absence of ligand; negative regulation of intrinsic apoptotic signaling pathway
Cellular component (GO): mitochondrial outer membrane
Molecular function (GO): protein heterodimerization activity; protein homodimerization activity
Source: RefSeq, a predicted model, not a curated record
AGGCCGGUUACGUAGAGAGCGUCGCUGUGGGCGGAUCUCUGGGCUGGAGUCGGGCUCUGUCGGCGUUAGCCAGUCGGGCUAGCAAUGACGGAUAGAUUCGCUGCCACCGGGUUCGGGAUUGUGAGCCGCCAGACAUGAUUCUGUGGAGACCACCGAACAAGGCCUGAGCUGGUUUGUCAGCCUUGUGUAGGUUUGGUUUUCACCCCCGAGUGUCCUGUGGAUAUCAGCGGACCAUGGUGGUCUGAGCGGAGGGCAGCAGGGAGGCAGCCUGGCACAGUGUGUGUUCACUUUAACGCAGCGAGAAGCAGCGAGACGGACCAGCGGCACGAGGACGUAAAGCACAUUGACACGCAACAUGUCUCAGAACAGAGAACUGGUGGUUUUCUACAUAAAGUAUAAACUCUCCCAGAGAAACUAUCCCCUCAACCACAUGGUGCUGAAUGAGGCUCCCAGCAGGACUGAUGGGGGGGAGGCCCGGCUGGGAGAGGAACAGCGGACAGAGACACACGCCAACGGGACUUUUAACGGCACGAGUCCCGGGACCCCCCCGCCGUCCCCGCGGCGGCUGGCGUCGACGGCGACCAUGGACGCGGUGAAGGAGGCCCUCCGGGACACGGCCAACGAGUUCGAGCUGCGGUACGCCCGCGCCUUCAGCGACCUGCACAGCCAGCUGCACAUCACGCCCGCCACCGCCUACCAGAGCUUCGAGAACGUGAUGGACGAGGUGUUCCGGGACGGCGUCAACUGGGGCCGCAUCGUGGGGCUGUUCGCGUUCGGCGGGGCGCUGUGUGUCGAGUGCGUGGAGAAGGAGAUGAGCCCCCUGGUGGGCAGGAUCGUAGAGUGGAUGACCGUCUACCUGGACAACCACAUUCAGGACUGGAUCCAGAGCCAAGGAGGAUGGGAGCGUUUUGCUGAAAUCUUCGGUCAGGACGCGGCGGCUGAGAGCAGGAAGUCUCAGGAGAGCUUCAAGAAGUGGCUGCUGGUGGGGAUGACGGUGGUGACGGGGGUGGUGGUGGGAUCACUCAUCGCCCAGAAACGCCUGUGAGGAACCACAGCCAGAAGCUCCUCCUCGUCCACAUGAAGGUCCUGUUGGUCUCACCUGAACUCUGAUGAUGUUUACUCCUCCCAGAACAAAAGAAAACGGAGACGGUUGUCGUCGGUGUUCUCGUGUUUUUCCACCCGGCGGGAGAAAGACGUUGUUCUUCUUUCCUCCAUCAGUCAGUCUGUGUUCGUUUCACGUUCUGUUUGUUUCCCGUCAUCCAGAAGAGGUUCUAGUCUAAAUGAAGCCGAGUGAUUCAGGAGUUCUUCUGCCCCAUCAUGUUCUACCAGACUUUAGUUUGUGCCAUAAGAGGAGAGGAACCGGCAGAACGUUUCUUCAUGUUAUUAUGCUGCAGAGAAAGAAUCGUAAACUAGCGGGGAAACCUUUGUGUUUGUUGGUGCUUUUUUUUCUUUUUUAGUGUUUUUCUCUUAUUUUUUGUGUAUUUCUGAACCAUUAAAGUCCCACUGCUCCUGCUUGA